Rana temporaria (common frog) is the source of this 4442-nucleotide messenger RNA. Its product is annotated as zinc finger protein 850-like. NCBI's taxonomy places the organism in Eukaryota, Metazoa, Chordata, Amphibia, Anura, Ranidae. The record is from RefSeq and is a predicted model, not a curated record.
UCACACCAUUCCCCACCAUCAUCAGGAUGAAGAACUAAAAGACAUCAAAUGUGAGAUUAAAGAGGAAGAAGAAGAAAUGUUGAUAAGUGGACCUCUGCAGUCUGUGGGAGGGCCUCUGUAUUCCCAGAAUUCCAUGCAGGAAGAUCACACCACCCCUCACCAUGAUCAGCAUGAAGAACAUAUGUAUGUGAAAGUUGAGGAAGAUGUGAUGGGUUAUCAGGAGUAUACAGAGGAAGUUGGGAUGAUGGUGACAACUAAAGAGGAGAAAUACUCUCUAGAUAUCGGCAUAGAUGAAUCCAGUAAUCGGAACCCACCAGAGGGAUGUCCCCGUUCUCUGUAUUCCUGGGAUUUCAAAUGGGAAGAUCAUAACUAUGCACACUAUGAUCAGGGUGAUGAACUGAAAAACAUCAGAGUUGAGGUUAAAGUGCAAAAAGAAGAGAAGUCCGGGGAUCAGCAGUCUAUGGAGGGAGCUUCUCUGCAUUCCGGGAAUUUCGCACUGGAAGAUCACACCAUCCCUCACCAGGGUGAAGAACGGAUUAAUAUAAAAGCUGAGGUUAAAGAAGAAGAAGUAGAGACGUAUGUGGGGAGUGAUCAGCCAUUCACAGAGGAGGUUGGGAGGACUAUGAAGAGUGAACAGGAGAAAAUGUUACUACUUAGCGACACAGAUGGAUGUGAUGUGAGGAAUUCCUCGGAGAGACAUCUUCUAUUAUCUGCUGAUUGCAAGUCAGAAGAUAAUGUCAUCACACAGGAUCCUCCAGGAGGAAAUCCAAAUACACAAAAUAUACAUCACAGACCUUCCUGUCCGGAGACAUCAAUGGAUCCCUCGGAUCACACGGGUAAACGUCCUCAUUCAUGUGCAGAGUGUGGGGAAUCUUUCACUGGUAUAAGAGGCCUUGUUAUUCAUCAGAGAAUUCACAAGGGGGCGCGUCUUCAUUCAUGUUCAGAGUGUGGGAAAUCUUACACUCGUAGAAGACGCCUUGUUAUUCAUCAGAGAAUUCACACGGGUGCGCGUCUUCAUUCAUGUGCAGAGUGUGGGAAAUCUUUCACUAGUAGAAGUGGCCUUGUUAUUCAUCAGGGAAUUCACACGGGUGAGCGUCCUUAUUCAUGUUCAGAGUGUGGGAAAUCUUUCAUUGGGAAAAAGGAUCUUGUUGAACAUCAGAGAAUUCACACGGGUGAGCGUCCCUAUUCAUGUUCAGAGUGCGAAAAAGCAUUCACUUGUAGAAGCAAUCUUGUUCAACAUCAGAGAAUUCACACGGGUGAGCGUCCCUAUUCAUGUUCAGAGUGUGGAAAAUCUUUCAUUUGGAAAAGGGAUCUUGUUGAACAUCAGAGAAUUCACACUGGUGAGCGUCCUUAUUCAUGUUCAGAGUGCGGGAAAUCUUUCAUUCACAAACAGGAUCUUGUUGAACAUCAGAGAAUUCACACGGGUGAGCGUCCCUAUUCAUGUUCAGAGUGCGAAAAAGCAUUCACUUGUAGAAGAAAGCUUGUUCAACAUCAGAGAAUUCACACGGGUGAGCGUCCCUAUUCAUGUUCAGAGUGCGAAAAAGCAUUCACUUGUAGAAGAAAGCUUGUUCAACAUCAGAGAAUUCACACGGGUGAGCGUCCUUAUUCAUGUUCAGAGUGCGGGAAAUCUUUCAUUCACAAACAGGAUCUUGUUGAACAUCAGAGAAUUCACACGGGUGAGCGUCCCUAUUCAUGUUCAGAGUGCGAAGAAGCAUUCACUUGUAGAAGAAAGCUUGUUCAACAUCAGAGAAUUCACAUGGGUGAGCGUCCUUAUUCAUGUUCAGAGUGUGGAAAAUCUUUCAUUAGGAAACCCUCCCUUGUUCAACAUCAGAGAAUUCACACGGGUGAGCGUCCUUAUUCAUGUUCAGAGUGCGGGAAAUCUUUCACUCAGAAAAAAUACCUUGUUACACACCAGAAAAUUCACACUGGUGAGCGUCCUUUUUCAUGUUCAGAGUGCAGUAAAUCUUUCACUGAGAAAAUAACCCUUGUUAAACACCAGAGAAUUCACACUGGUGAGCGUCCUUAUUCAUGUUCAGAGUGCGGAAAAUCUUUCACUCAAAAAGCACACCUUGUUACACACCAGAAAAUUCACACUGGUGAGCUUCUUUAUUCAUGUUCAGAGUGCAGUAAAUCUUUCACUCGGAAAGGAACCCUUGUUAAACACCAGAAAAUUCACACAGGUGAGCGUCCCUAUUCAUGUUCAGAGUGCAGUAAAUCUUUCACUGAGAAAAUAACCCUUGUUAAACACCAGAAAAUUCACACAGGUGAGCAUCCUUUUUCAUGUUCAUAGUGCAAAAAAUCUUUUGUAAAAAAAAAAAAAAAUAAUCUUGUCCAACACCAGAAACAGCAGCCCAAUAUGGUUGAUUUCCAAUCCAAAAAGGUCUUCAUUGGCACCUUCACCUCAUUUGGUCACACCAUCCCUCACCAUCAUCAGGUUGAGAGAUUUCCCCCUCCUCUGUAUUUUUGGGAUUCCAUACAAGAGGAUCACGCCAUCCCUUACCAGGUUCAGGGUGAGGAACUGAAAGACAUCAAAGUUGAGGUUAAAGUAGAAAAAGAAGAGAUGUUUGGGGAUCAGCAGUCUAUGGAGGAGGGAGGUCCUCUGUAUUCCCGGGAUUCCACACAGGAAGGUCACACCAUCUCUCACCAUCAGGGUGAAGAACAGAUUAAUAUAAAAGCUGAGGUUAAAGAAGAAGAAGAAGUAGAGACGUAUGUGGGGGGUGAUCAGCCGUCCACGGAGGAGAUUGGGAUGAUUAUGAAAAGUGAACAGGAGGACAUUUCUCCAUCUAUUAACACAAAUGGAGGUGAUGUCAGGAAUUCCUCGGAGAGACCUCUUCUAUUAUUAUUGUGCUAUAGUAGUUUCAUCACACAGGAUCCUCCAGGAGGAAAUCCAAAUACACAAAAUAUACAUCACAGACCUUCCUGUCCGGAGACAUCAAUGGAUCCCUCGGAUCACACGGGUAAACGUCCUCAUUCAUGUGCAGAGUGUGGGGAAUCUUUCACUGGUAUAAGAGGCCUUGUUAUUCAUCAGAGAAUUCACAAGGGGGCGCGUCUUCAUUCAUGUUCAGAGUGUGGGAAAUCUUACACUCGUAGAAGACGCCUUGUUAUUCAUCAGAGAAUUCACACGGGUGCGCGUCUUCAUUCAUGUGCAGAGUGUGGGAAAUCUUUCACUAGUAGAAGUGGCCUUGUUAUUCAUCAGGGAAUUCACACGGGUGAGCGUCCUUAUUCAUGUGCAGAGUGUGGGAAAUCUUUCACUAGUAGAAGUGGCCUUGUUAUUCAUCAGAGAAUUCACACUGGUGAGCGUCCCUAUUCAUGUUCAGAGUGCGAAAAAGCAUUCACUUGUAGAAGAAAGCUUGUUCAACAUCAGAGAAUUCACACGGGUGAGCGUCCUUAUUCAUGUGCAGAGUGUGGGAAAUCUUUCAUUGGGAAAAGGAAUCUUGUUGAACAUCAGAGAAUUCACACUGGUGAGCGUCCCUAUUCAUGUUCAGAGUGCGAAAAAGCAUUCACUUGUAGAAGAAAGCUUGUUCAACAUCAGAGAAUUCACACGGGUGAGCGUCCUUAUUCAUGUUCAGAGUGCGGGAAAUCUUUCAUUCACAAACAGGAUCUUGUUGAACAUCAGAGAAUUCACACGGGUGAGUGUCCCUAUUCAUGUUCAGAGUGUGGAAAAUCUUUCACUCAGAAAAAAUACCUUGUUACACACCAGAAAAUUCACACUGGUGAGCGUUCUUAUUCAUGUUCAGAGUGCGGAAAAUCUUUCACUCAAAAAGAACACCUUGUUAAACACCAGAGAAUUCACACUGGUGAGCGUCCCUAUUCAUGUUCAGAGUGUGGAAAAUCUUUCACUCAGAAAAAAUACCUUGUUACACACCAGAAAAUUCACACUGGUGAGCGUUCUUAUUCAUGUUCAGAGUGCGGAAAAUCUUUCACUCAAAAAGAACACCUUGUUAAACACCAGAGAAUUCACACUGGUGAGCGUCCUUAUUCAUGUUCAGAGUGCGGAAAAUCUUUCACUCAAAAAGCAGCCCUUGUUACACACCAGAGAAUUCACACAGGUGAGCUUCUUUAUUCAUGUUCAGAGUGCAGUAAAUCUUUCACUCGGAAAGGAACCCUUGUUACACACCAGAAAAUUCACACAGGUGAGCGUCCUUUUUCAUGUUCAGAGUGCAGUAAAUCUUUCACUGAGAAAAUAACCCUUGUUAAACACCAGAGAAUUCACACUGGUGAGCGUCCUUAUUCAUGUUCAGAGUGCGGAAAAUCUUUCACUCAAAAAGCAACCCUUGUUACACACCAGACAAUUCACACUGGUGAGCUUCUUUAUUCAUGUUCAGAGUGCAGUAAAUCUUUCACUCGGAAAGGAACCCUUGUUAAACACCAGAAAAUUCACACAGGUGAGCGUUCUUUUUCAUGUUCAUAGUGCAAAAAAUCUUUUUGUAAAAAAAAAAAAA